Molecule: messenger RNA, 741 nt
Organism: Penicillium antarcticum
Lineage: Eukaryota; Fungi; Ascomycota; Eurotiomycetes; Eurotiales; Aspergillaceae
Exons: 3
Coding region: 1-741 (246 amino acids)
Molecular function (GO): oxidoreductase activity, acting on paired donors, with incorporation or reduction of molecular oxygen
Source: RefSeq, a predicted model, not a curated record
AUGACAAGCGAUACGAAAUUGCCGACUGGGGAAGAAAGAUGGGCCGACGACGCCCUGCAAGAGAGCGCAGAAACGGGAGUAUAUGCCAACCCAAGUCGAAUCAAUUACAUCCACCAUCACAGCGAACACUUCAAAUUCGACGGACCUCACAUUUUGGCUCCACCGCCACAGCGCACGCCCUUCCUCUUCCAGGCCGGGACAUCAUCAGCCGGUGUAGCAUUUGGCGCCAAACACGCCGAGGGAAUCUUUGUGUCAGCGCCAUUGCCCCACAUCCUCGCAUCGCGCAUCAAAGCCAUCUUCAAUGAGGCAGCGCGAGUCGGCCGUGAUCCACGAUCGGUGAAAAUAUUCGCAAUUUUCACACCGAUAGUUGGCCGGACAGACGAGGAAGCCCGGGAGAAAUACCGCGAGGCUCUAGCAAAAGAAGCGAAGAAGCAGGCUUUGCCUUUUUUUUUUUUUUUUUUUUUUUCUGAAAGCAGCGGCAUCGACCUCAGCAAGUUUGAUCUACACUCGUCACACCAUCAGACGAGCAUGUCGAUGCACGGCUACCAGAGUUCCGACGUGCCGUCGUGGACGCCAAGGAACAUCGGCAAGCGCAUCUCCAUCGGCGGGGCUGGACCUAUUCCAGUUGGAUCCGCAAGCACUGUCGCGGACUUCCUGGAGGAAUGGGUCCGCGUGGCUGAUCUGGACGGGCUCGAUAUCGGUUACGUCCAGACACCGGGUACUUUAAGAGGAUGUUGUUGA